CAAGUAAGCAAGUUCCUCCAGGCCCCAGUCCAGUCUUUCUUGUUCGACCCACCGGCAUCCAUGGCUGCCUCCUCAACUCGGCCCCUGAACCCUGCAGCCCAUCCCUUCGUUCCCGUGGCCUCCGCCCCCGCGAAGCUCUGCUCCUCGGCUUGGUCAUCCCUUCCGGUUGGCUUUCCUAUCCCGACGCAGUGCCUCCGCCCGCCGCCCUCGCUGCCGUUGCCGUGCGGGUUGUCUGUCUCCGUCCCGCCCUUGCCAUGGCGCCCAUGGGUGAAGGUGCCUCCUCCGCUUCCGUGUCAUGUAACCGUGUACUGCCGCUCACUGUCGUGUCCGGUGACGGCGUACUGCAUCCCUCCACCGCUGCUACCGGGGAAGAGCUGCAGCAUCACGAAAACCGUCGACGGCGCCGGCGAUAAGUCCCUGAAGGCCGAGGUGGAAAACCGCCCCUCCCCUCGCUCGGUUCUCUCACCAAGGAGUCCCGCGUCCGUCUCGGCUCGGGCGCCGAAGCCGAGGGCGGCGCCUCGGCCUAUGGGCAGCAAACCUGCGUUUGAUCCUAGAAGUGCCAAGACAUCUCUGAUGAUCUGCAACAUCCCCAACAAUUUCUCGAAGCGGAGGAUGAUGGCGAUCCUGGACCAGCACUGUGCCGACGAGAACGACAAGCUCCGGCGGCGCGGCGGUGGCAAGUUCGACAUGUCGGAGUACGACUUCCUCUAUGUCCCAAUCGAUUUCGGUAAAAAGUACAACAAGGGCUACGCCUUCGUCAACAUGACGACGGCGUCGGCGGCGCGACGGCUGCACGCCUUCCUCCACGGCCACUCAUGGGCGGCGGCGGGUUCGAGAAAGGUGUGCGAGAUUGUGCACGCGAACAUCCAGGGUGCUAAUGCGUUGGCGAAGCACUUCUCCGGCUCCAGGUUCCCCUGUGGCAACGGCAACGAGGAGUUCCUGCCGGUGCGCUUCGGUCCGCCUCGGAACGGCCCCCGGCCGACGGCAGAGCGCGUCAUCGGCCACGCGGUGGUGGCGUCGGCCCGCUGCUGAGGGGCUAAGCAAGCCGUUCCGCUCACUGCUCACUGUAGUCAACUCUAUCUUGCAUUCUAUCAAUGCUAUGCUAUGCCAUGGAUAGAUAGAACGGGAGAUAGACUUAUCAUGGGUUAGAUUAAGAAUUUGCUUGUUUGUGUCCUUGUUCAAAUAUGUGUCCUAGAGGUUUAAAUUUGGACUUUGUAUGAGUAGAAUGCAUCAGUUCUCUGAGUUAGUACUAUCUCGAAGUUUAAUGAGUCUUGUUUCUUUGUA
This is a messenger RNA of Hordeum vulgare subsp. vulgare (domesticated barley), 1284 nucleotides long. RefSeq names its product protein MEI2-like 6. The record is from RefSeq and is a predicted model, not a curated record. The transcript is spliced from 4 exons. The coding region runs from base 61 to 1032 and encodes 323 amino acids. Gene Ontology annotation, molecular function: nucleic acid binding. NCBI's taxonomy places the organism in Eukaryota, Viridiplantae, Streptophyta, Magnoliopsida, Poales, Poaceae.